Molecule: messenger RNA, 568 nt
Organism: Aspergillus japonicus CBS 114.51
Lineage: Eukaryota; Fungi; Ascomycota; Eurotiomycetes; Eurotiales; Aspergillaceae
Exons: 1
Coding region: 172-501 (109 amino acids)
Source: RefSeq, a predicted model, not a curated record
CUAGUAGCAGUCGGGUGAUUGGUCCAUUGUUUCGUUUACGCCUCGCUGCUGGGUCCGACGCUCUGGGGAUGCACCUUUGUGCUAUCCAUUCACACCUGUCCAUUCACACCCAUAUUCAUCUAACUACGGAGGCCUCGAACCAAGCCCAGUCAGAGACACAAAAUACCUUACAUGGCUACAUCAUGGCUACAUACGCGCAUCACUUGUCUUGGCUCUCUAAUGCCCUCACCACUACUCCCAAAGGUGGAUCAGAACCAGAUGAAGAUAUUGCCGAUAAGUAAAGUUUUUUGUUUCCUUUUAUUUUUUUUUCUACUUUCCUUAGCCCCAUUUAAAGCUCUACCAGCUUCGGACAUUUCCAACCAUCAGUCGGCUGGGCUGCCUGCGUGUCUGUCUGUAUGCGGUAAUGGGGGUACAAAGUUACCUCAGCCCGGAAGCUGGGGGAGAAGAAGAAGGAGAAGAAGGAAGGCACUGUGCUCCGUACUUUGUGUUUCGUAUUACUGAUACCGGCUAGAGUUUCUUACCUCUCGCAGAGAUAAACGCUUGACCGCUUGCAGUUAGAGGAGCAACA